This is a messenger RNA of Parastagonospora nodorum SN15, 360 nucleotides long. RefSeq lists its product as hypothetical. The coding region runs from base 1 to 360 and encodes 119 amino acids. The record is from RefSeq and is a predicted model, not a curated record. Lineage: Eukaryota; Fungi; Ascomycota; Dothideomycetes; Pleosporales; Phaeosphaeriaceae. The transcript has 3 exons.
AUGCUGGGCACCUCUUACUCGCACCGAGUCAUGCAUACAUCGCUAUCCUUGCCUUGCUCACGCACCUCUUCCUCUGAGCAUGUCCUGCUUGUGCCUCUGGCAAUAUGCGUGUUGUGUCUUGCCCGGCUAAAACUGCGUCUUGGAUCUGCCCCCGACACGCUGGGCCGGCGACAGCGGAUCCUCGCCGGCUGGCUACAAGUGAACUGCAAAAGGUGUCCAUUCAACGAAGAUCCCUCUGACCGCCUGUUCACGGCUACGAAUCACUACUGCGUCGUUACCAAACACUUGGGAAUAGCUGCAUGUGCACGACAAGGCCAGGGACCUCGAAAUGCAGAAAACAAAAUUGAUCGCUCAGAGUGA